Molecule: messenger RNA, 2289 nt
Organism: Closterium sp. NIES-65
Lineage: Eukaryota; Viridiplantae; Streptophyta; Zygnematophyceae; Desmidiales; Closteriaceae
Source: the annotation of a GenBank genome assembly
AUGUCGCUUCCUCCAAAGGCGCUGACGAUUCAGCUCCCACCGAACCAAUUUGACGACGAUGCUGGAGGCGGCAGCUCGUCUGAUGGCAGCGGCGCAGACGGCGUUGCGAAGAAGGAAGAGGAGACUCAGAACACGGGCACGCCCAGUGGUUCAUUGAAGCGGAAGCGUAACCUUCCUGGAAACCCAGAUCCGGACGCAGAAGUUGUGGCCCUGUCUCCGCGCACCCUCCUCGCGACCAACCGGUUUGUGUGCGAGAUCUGCAACAAAGGCUUUCAGCGCGACCAGAACCUGCAGCUGCACCGCCGCGGCCACAACCUCCCUUGGAAGCUCCGCCAACGCACGACGCAGGAGGUGCGCAAGAAGGUGUACGUCUGCCCGGAGCCCACCUGCAUCCACCACGACCCGUCCAGAGCGCUCGGAGAUCUGACCGGGAUCAAGAAGCAUUUUUGCCGCAAGCACGGCGAGAAGAAGUACAAGUGCGAAAAGUGUUCGAAGAAAUACGCCGUGCAAUCGGAUUGGAAGGCCCACAUGAAGACGUGCGGUACUCGCGAGUACCGAUGCGAUUGCGGAACCCUCUUUUCAAGGCGCGACAGCUUCAUCACGCACAGAGCUUUCUGCGACGCGCUCGCGGACACAGGCCCCACCAGCGUCAAACCCGAGCCCGGCGACUCCGCCGCUACAGGCGCCGGCCCCGGGAGCGUCGGCGGACUGAGUCACAAAGGCGCGGGGUUCGAAGGGGACACGAUGCGAGGCGCUGCCGUCAUGUUCGGUGAUGACGUCACGAAAGCCGCUGCCGCUGGCGCAGCCCUUUUGCCAGGUCAGCAGCAGAAUUUCCAGUCGCAGGGGCUUCAAUCGUCGCAGCAGCAGGGCUCGCAGCAGCAGUUUUCGUCGCAGGAGUUCGCAGAUCUGGUCAGCCGAGCCAUGAACAAGCAAGGCGGGGGCGGUAUGGGGCUGUGGCUCGGCCAGGGUUCCAACAACGGAGGGCAGAAUCAGGGCAUGACGCCGCAGCAGCAGAUGCUGCAGGCUGUGAGUCAGGGAGGUUUGAACCCGAGCGCUCUCCUUGCGGCGAUCAACAAUAGUGGCGGUAGCAUGGCGAGCCUGCUCGCUGGUGCCGGAGGCGGAGCUGGCGGUAAAGACAUUGGCUCCUUAAUCUCCUCGCUUCUCGGCUCCAACGGCAGCAUGGCUCCUCCUGGGGGUAAUCUGGACCCUGGCUACGCUUCUAACGCUGGUGGUGGCGGCGACAUGAACAGUAACGUUUAUGGUGGUGGUGGUGGUGGUGGUAACCAGGGUAACCUCUCAGGGUCUGCAGGGGGUCUGUCUGGAGUGGGCAUGGGGGGAGACCCCUACAAUUCCAGUGGCGGUGGUCUGCACGGGUCUGCACCAGGCGAUGGUGAUGGCCUAGGGCAUGGCGCGCAGCAGGACGGGCUGCAAGGCCUCUCGGGUGUGAACCUCCCGGAUCUGCUGCAGCAAGCAGGCGCUGUGCUCGCCCGGUCUGGAGGCUUGGGUAACCUGGGAGGUGCGGGCGGUGCAGGGUCGUCGCUUCUGACGAGGGCCAUUGAGACUUUGGCGAGUCAGGGAUUGCCGCUUGGCGGAGGGCAGAACUCAGGGCUUCUGGACGCCGUUGCUGGCCUGGGUGGAGGGCAGGGCAACUUUAGUGCACUGGCAGGGUCGCUGCAGCAGCACGACCAGGGAAAUAACGGUGGGGGUGGGGGGAUGAUGGGAGGGCAGCAGCAACAACAGCAGCAGCAACAGCAGCAGCAACAGCAGCAACAGCAGCAACAAUCGCAACAGCUGCAGCUUCCAAAUGAUUUGAUUCAGAGAUUGGCAGAUAAGUUACCUCCUGGUCUGAACGUGGACACACUGCAGUCUGCUCUCAGCAUGUACCCCGAGCUUGGAGCAAACGGGGCUCUGUCUUCCGCGCUCAACACCCUUCUCUCAGGAGGAGGCGGUUUCAACACAGCGCCACAACAGCAGCAGCAAGUGGGGAUGGGUGGAGGGGAAAAUGCAGAUGGUUGGGGUGGGGGUGGCAUGGGUGGGGGCAAUGGUGGUGGGCUGGAGCAGGGGAUUUCGGGCAUUCAAGAUAUUUUCUCCUCUGGAGCAGGCCAGAACUCUGUGAUGGCUGCGAUGCUCUCUGCAAGCAAUGGAGAUUUGGCAGGUGGACUUGCAGGGGCUUUUGGGGGGGAUGGCACUGGGGGGUUGCUCGGUGCUGGAGCGUCUAGAAAUGUGACGGAGCUGCAAGAUCUGGCAGCUUUUGGUGCGACAGCAAUGAAUGAAGGUGCCACUGGCUAG